CUCGAAGCAGAGCGCGUGGCAGGGGUGAGGUAUAAAAGUGAGCGGUGGACCACCACUCUGGCAUAGUUCACGAACCACGUGCCACGCGGCCGCAUCACUCGAAAAAACAAUGAAGCUCCUGAUAACUCUCUGUGCUGUGGCGUCCCUGGCGGUAGCUCUUCCUCAGAGAAGAGCACCGUCAAAGCCGGACCAGCCACAGGCGUUCGACGACCAGCAAACUGCCGAACAGAACUACAACAACUAUCCCCAAGACUACAGGCAGCAGCAGCAACAACAGCCACAGGAGUUCAGACAGGCCAAGCAGAUCGACGACUUCAGACCUAAAGUGCAGCUGGAAACUACCACCUUCAUUCCCAUCAUUCGUUUUGAUAAGGAACAAGGCACCGACGGAAGCUACAAGACUGCGUACGAAACCGGCAACCAUAUCCAAGCCGAAGAGUCCGGUUUCCUGAAGUCCGUCGGCGAGGACCAGAACGCGCUGGUCCAGCACGGCUCCUACAGCUACACCGCCCCCAACGGAGAGGUCAUCACGGUCGAGUACACCGCUGACGAAUUCGGCUUCAGGGUCAAGGGAGACCACAUCCCCACCCCGCCCCCGGUGUCCCCUGAGAUCCAGAAGGGAUUGGACCUCAUCUACGCCGGAAUCAAGGCUAAUGCGGAGCGUGACGCGAUAGAGGCCAAGAACAACCCUGAGGCCGCCAGACAACAGCAAGAUAGGGCAGCCCUUGACUACAAGGGACAAUACUACCAACAAUAAACUCUAGUGUAAGGACUUAAGGACUAACCGUACCUGUGAAGUGAGGGGCUAUGACGUCAGACACUACGCAACUUAAAACCUAGAUACUCAUUAUGUUUAAUAAAUAAAAUAGUUACCGAUCUUUACGGUAGUUUAAAAUAAUGUCGUAAAUAUCCGGCAAUGGUCCAAUUUUUGACUGAUUGAUAAGCCACUGCCAUGAUUGAAAUGCAAAUCCGACCAUGCCAUAAUUUUGAUGUUAUGUUCACUAUGUUAGUGCAUAAAAAAGCAAAUUAAUCAAAUUAAGUUUUGGUUUUAGCUUUAAUUUAACAGUAUUGUUUGUACGAACGUUAAUUUACAUAUUUUGUCAAUACUUACGAUUUGGGUAAUAAAUACGAGUAUGUAGCAAGUUGUUAAUCAAUUAAAUGGUUUAUAAGAUUUUCUGACAUAAUUAUACUUAUUGCCUUUUUAAACAGUCAAAUUGUGUAAAUGCAAAUAUCUUCUGAGAAUGAAAGUAUUUAAAACACUAAUGUCGUAAGUGUCAAGGGUCUGCAAGAAUUAAAAAAUAUUCCAAUAAUUCGAUUUUAGAAUAUAAAUAUUUAUCGCAAACCCUUUAAUGUCGUUAUACCUCUGUGUCUCCGUAGUCAGCCGAGCCAUUGCAUAUCCUGUAUGACAUUGUGAUAACAUGAGAAAUUCAUUGUAUAAUUAUUCUUACUUUUGUAAAUACGUUUCUUAUUUUUAUAUUUUAAUAAAAAUGUUAAAACAUU
Molecule: messenger RNA, 1500 nt
Organism: Cydia pomonella (codling moth)
Lineage: Eukaryota; Metazoa; Arthropoda; Insecta; Lepidoptera; Tortricidae
Gene: CPR34
Product: cuticle protein 3-like
Exons: 4
Coding region: 110-757 (215 amino acids)
Cellular component (GO): chitin-based extracellular matrix
Molecular function (GO): structural constituent of chitin-based larval cuticle
Source: RefSeq, a predicted model, not a curated record